This is a messenger RNA of Anoplophora glabripennis (Asian longhorned beetle), 5358 nucleotides long. RefSeq names its product adenylate cyclase type 10-like. The transcript is spliced from 28 exons. Lineage: Eukaryota; Metazoa; Arthropoda; Insecta; Coleoptera; Cerambycidae. Gene Ontology annotation, molecular function: adenylate cyclase activity. Gene Ontology annotation, cellular component: cytoplasm. The record is from RefSeq and is a predicted model, not a curated record. The coding region runs from base 1 to 5241 and encodes 1746 amino acids. Gene Ontology annotation, biological process: cyclic nucleotide biosynthetic process; intracellular signal transduction.
AUGAUGGAAGAAACGGAUAAAAAGUCCGAUGACCCCAAAUGGGAGAUGACCAAUGACGUUAUCAGGGAAGAUGAUACAGAUUGGAAGAAGCGACGAGCAGUUCCUUUAUUGGAUCUGAAGAACUUAAUGAAUAACGGAAAUAGGAGUUCCUAUUUUACGCUCUAUGACGAAGGGCACACUAGGAUACUAGCCUCCUUGGUACCAGAUGAGAUCAUCUAUAACAUCGGGGACUAUUCUAAGAGGGACUUCGAUGCGUGCCUACUUUUUGGAGAUGUUUCUGGUUUCACCGAUCUUUGCGAGAAGUACAACAAAUCUGGCAAAGGUGGUCCCUCACGUCUCACUCAAGUUCUUAACAAUUACAUUGGGGCCAUGGUGCAGGAGAUCAUGUCCCAUGGAGGAGAUGUCCUGAACUUUUCCGGUGACGCCUUCAUAGCUCUAUGGAAGGUAACUGACCAGGUGAGCAUGAGGGACGCCGUGCACGAAGCCAUCGACUGUUCACUGGUGAUCCAGAAGACGUAUGGAACUUAUCAGACUGAUGUGGACGUUGUAGUCAGAGUGAAGCUAGCCGUAGCUUCCGGUCACCUAGUAUUCUCAUUGCUGGGCAACAAGGAGAGUUCCCAUUAUAUCAUGACUGGCGAUCCGAUUGAUGCCAUAAAAGACGCAGAAUCUAAAAGUUCAGCUGGAGAAAUAGUGAUAACAGCUAGAGUCGCUAGGCACUUUGCCGCCAAUGAAUACCUCGUAAAGGUACUUCCGGAUGGACAUAUCAAAGUCCUUGGAGUUGGUCCUAACUGGAGAAAUAUACAACGGCAAUACGACGAUAAAGAUGGUUAUGGGAAAUACGGCAGAGAAUCAAAUGAUCCAUCUGUGGCGUCUGAUAUCAGUCUUCCAAGUGCUUUUAGUAUAAGAGUAUCAACAGGAAUCGAUGAAGGGGUAGCUGCUAUGUCAACUGAUCAAUAUGCAUUAAGGUCAGCGGUGAAUCACGCCGCCCGCAUGAGACUAAAAGAUGAACUUAGGCGGUUCAUAAUACCUCCAGUUGUAAGAGGUAUCGAUGCCUCGGAACCGCUGGAGUAUUUGACGGAAAUUCGACAGGUGGCCAUUUUGUUUGUAAAUUGCAAAGUGUCCGUGCUAGUAGGACCUGUGGAGGGCAUUGACGUCGCAGAUAAUGUUUACGUCACUGUUUACGACAUAGUAAAGGACCGAUAUGGUUGUGUCAACAAAAUCAGCAAUUUUGACAAGGACCUAAUGUUGCUGAUAAUUUUCGGACUGCGAGGAUUCAAACAUGAGCUGGAGAGCCAGAUAGCCUUGAGAUGUGCCUCAGAAUGCUUUGAGAAAAUAAAAAACAUUCGUGAAAUCAAUGAAGUUGCGGUUGCCGUUACAACAGGGCGGUGUUACUGUGGGGCUUUUGGCCAUACUUUAAGAAGAGAAUAUACCGUUAUUGGUUUAGUAGUAAAUAAAGCUGCCAGACUUAUGAUGGCUUAUCCGAAUAGAGUCACGUGUGACAAAGAAACUUUUCUUUACAGUAAAUUAGAAUCUCGCAAUUUCAUUUUGCAAGAAUACAAACCACUGAAGGGCAUUGUGAACCCAGGACCAAUAUAUGAAUUUAAGGAAGUUGAAAGGACUCACGACUUAGGAUUUUCCAUUAGUCCCUUUCCUUUGUUAGGAAGAGAGCAGCAACUAGAUCUGUACAACAAUCUCUUAAAAAGGGCCAUGGACUUGUUUCGAACGGAUACCGUAGACCAAUUGUUCAACGUGUUAAUAGUCCGAGGUAACUUUAGGCAGGGAAAAACGAGACUACUCGAGGAAAUAUUGUUCACUUCAGAUCCCAGCAUUCCCAUUAACACGUUCACGUUGACUCCUGAUGAUCGAGAUAUUUCCUUCAGAACGAUCCAACUUAUGUUUCAUCAGUUCAUUGGCAUGCCUGGAAAAACCUCCAGGUCUAGCAGAGAACGAAAAAUAGCAGCUCGUCUCCAAGACAAAAACGUCGAUGAGUAUUUGUUUAUCUUCAACAGAGUAUUCGAUGUGCGUUUCAAAGUAACUAUGAAUCUAGAGACCGACGAAAAAAUACUGGAAUUGUUAUCCCAAAUGUUUGCUUUACUAUGCACCACGUGUUUCUCGGCGUUUUGGAUAAUGGCUAUUGACGACGCUGACUACACAGAUGAUGAAUCCUGGAUGCUGAUUCAAAUUCUGAUCGAUUUACGUCUGACGUUCAUACUGGCCACUAUGAGCACUCAAAAGGAAUUGACUUCUUACACUUUGCAGGUUCUGAAGAAUGAACAUAUAAAAAUCGUCGAUCUAAAACCGAUAGACGUUUGGUAUCACGGUGGACUGAUUUGUCAAAUGCUUGGCAUAGAAGGCGUUCCACCUGAAUUAGAGAAACUGGUGCAACGCAAAAGCAACGGCAAUCCAGGUUGGAUUGAGAGUUUUCUAAUGACCUUGGUGCAGUCUGGUGCAAUCCAUACUGUAGAAAUAAAAAGAAUCAAUGCUUAUAACAGAGGAAUAAUCAUGCCUCCCCCAUACAUGCUGAUGAGGUUAUCGAAAGAUGAAAUCGAUUUAUGGGUGAAUAUUAUGGAAGAGAAUGCAUUUGGAAAAAGAGACGAGGAUGCCUCAAGAAGAUGGAAGAUAUUCGUGGACAGUUGUAGGGAAAGCUACCCAGAUUUAACAAUUUCAAAGACGUUUAAAGAUUUCGCAAAAGACGUAGUUAUCAAAACCUGCAACCUGAACGAAGAUUUGAAUCUGGAAGACGUUUUACCCGAACAACACUUGGAUGUCGUCAUUUUGCAGACCUUCGAUUCCCUCACAUCCUACGAACAACUCCUUUUGAAGUGCAGUUCCGUACUUGGUGAUAUGUUUACCAGGGAUAUGCUGCUAUACAUCAUGUCAUCUACAGUUAAUCGACUGACGGCGCUAGCUGUACAGAAACUCUUCGAAAUUCAGGUGUUAAGCUGCGCAAAGGGAAAUUUUGUUGAGGGCGGUCUUAAUUUCAAGGAAAGGUUAAUCGACCCCAACGAAGAUUUAACUGUGAAAUGCGAUUGCACUGGAUUGGUAAUAGAAGAUUCCUGUAUAGAUUUGCCCAAAUACGCUUCUUGCGGCUACAUACGGUUCCGAUCUUCUGAGUUUCGAGAAACAACCUACAAUCUCUUAACAGACAAUCAGAAGAGAGAGUUCCAUGGGAAAGCCAUAAGGUAUAUGGAAAGAGAAACGCGGAGAUGUCGUGCGUGUGGCAGUGGAUAUUUCUCAAGAUACUUGGGCACAGGAAGGCUUGACGAUGGACUGAGGUAUACUACUAGAACCAAGAUGAAAAAAUAUUCCGUGGUUAGCCAAGAGACGUUAGACAUUCAGGCAGAAAAGUUAUCCAUAGGAAGACUAUCGAAUUUGUCGAAUACUAAAUCCCACAUAAACGGCUCCAAGAUCAGAGAUACCUAUCUCAGCACCAGCGGCAGUACCUCGGGAACGGGAAGCCUCAAUUCAAAUGUGACAAAUAUAUAUGAAUAUUCUGGUUUAGGAUUCUCAACAGUACGAAAACUGAAGAAUAAUUACAAUUUAGUGAAGUCCUUUUCUUCUUAUGAUUAUUCUCAAUGCACUUGCCUCCAGAUACUAAGCACCAUGUAUUCGCAGUUGAUAGAACAUUGUAAAGGAGCAGGUCUUGUUGAAAAAAUCAUGGCAGCGACCAUAGAAUACUCAUAUGUGUGUAUAAUAAACAAUAAUGCACCCCAAGCCAUUAGACUUCUAGAAGAAGCUUUGAAACUGUUAGACGGACCAAUGAAAGAACAAAUUGAACUAGAAUGGAUGGUUUCUCUCAAAAGAGGAAAGCUUUUCUCCCUCAUGGGUCGGGCUAGAAUGAGUUUAGAAGACGAUGAAGCAUACGAUUAUCUCAUGGAAGCGUUACAUUGUUAUGGAAUAAGUUUUCCCAAGACACACCUAGGAAAAUACAUAUUAAAAAGCCGUCUCAAAUUGAGACAGAAGAUCAAACUCUACAUAUUUUCAAAUGUUGUUGCUAGAAGAAGAUUCGACGAAGAUCUAGCAGAAUAUUGCAACAACGUUUCCGAAUGCCUACACAUGCUCUGCACUUAUUUCUUAGGUAAAGACAAAUGGGAUGAAGCCGAACUGGCUGCCAUUUGGAGCUUAAACAAAGCCAUACAAACUGAGUCUGAUUUUGAAGUAAUAUGUUUGGCAUAUGCAUCUAUGAUUCGCCUCGUUACCAUAACAAAGCAACAUAAUUUCUCGGUUGCUCUGGAGGUAUUCGCACUAAGGACAUGCCAUAGGAAGCGAACUAUAGUCGAGUUAGAGGAGCUUAAAGCGGUUUCUGAGUUAUAUCUGGAAAUCGGCUACAGUAGAUUCUGCAGAGGAGACAUGGAGAAAUCCAUGUUGAUGAGUUUUCCCAUAUGGAGAAUCUCAAUCGCAGCUAAAAACACUCAAUUGCUUUUCCAAUGCUUCAACAUGAUAGCUUACCAAACACUAUUAAAGAAGCAGAUUGCAGAAUUUGGAAACAUGCUCAACGAAAUGUCGUACAUACUCGAUCAGGCCCUUGAUAAUUCAGAAAAAAUGUGGUAUUUUGCCCUUUGCUUGGUAAUACAUUUGGAGACCGGAUACAUAGCUCAACCCAUGGAAAAAUGCAAGCAAUUUAUUCAAAACGAAUCUCUAGAACAACACGAUGUCAGAGAUUGUUCAGGCAAAAUGAGACUAACAAUUUGCAAGUGGCUCUGGGAAGUAAGAAAUGAGAAUUGGGAAUGGGCUUAUAUGUGGGAAGAUUUAAUUUUUAAGUUCACCAUUAAAGGCAAGGGUGAAAAUAUCAACAACCUAAUCACUGCAUUGCACCUUCUGGAGGGCCUAAUUAUCUAUAUGGUUAACAAGAUGGAUACGAAGAACAUCCGAGCUUCCGAGAAGGCUGAUAAAUUCUUUUGUUCAUUAUUACAAAAAAUGCAAAAGGCCGCAGUUAUUGCCCCUGUACUACAACCCAGGUUAUUGCACUUGCAAGCUUAUUAUAUUAUGGCGAAAUACAACGACUAUAAAGGGGCUAUGAAAUAUCUCAAAAAAUCACAUAAAGUAGCUGAAAAACAUCACAAUGAACUGGAAAUGGGAUGGAUCCGGCAUAGUGAAAUGGCAUGGAGCAAUACUCUUUCUACUGAAGAAAUGUUUGUUUGGCAAAAUCAUUCUGAUGAGGAAAACAGCAUCCACUUUACCGAUGCAGAAUCAUCUGAUAAAGUUUUGCAAUAUUCUCUACCCUUGCCCUUGUACUUAUAAAUGUAUUGGUCCUAAUUGUCUCUGGGAUACUUCACCAAUUUCCAUGUAAUUGACGUGUAAAAAGGCUCUCCCCCAAAGGAAAGUCAAUAUACAAUAAAAUAUAUAUUUUCAAAGAAA